Messenger RNA from Pochonia chlamydosporia 170, 1221 nucleotides. RefSeq names its product FAD dependent oxidoreductase. The coding region runs from base 1 to 1221 and encodes 406 amino acids. The transcript has 2 exons. Gene Ontology annotation, cellular component: mitochondrion. Gene Ontology annotation, molecular function: (S)-2-hydroxyglutarate dehydrogenase activity; (S)-2-hydroxy-acid oxidase activity. The record is from RefSeq and is a predicted model, not a curated record. Lineage: Eukaryota; Fungi; Ascomycota; Sordariomycetes; Hypocreales; Clavicipitaceae.
AUGCCUCUGCUGGCUAGAACAACCCUAGCCACCAGGCCACUCCGCCGUUCCUUCAGCACCACGCCCACCCCCCAAGCAGACUUCACCCACGCAAUCAUAGGCGGCGGCGUAGUAGGCCUCGCAAUAGCACAGCGCCUCUCCCUCCAGCCAUCAUCAACCUCCGUCCUCAUAGAGCGGCACCCCGCCCUCGGCACAGAAACAUCCUCCCGCAACAGCGAAGUCAUCCACGCAGGCAUCUACUACGGACGGGACACGCUCAAAACGCGCCUCUGCCUCCGCGGCAAACAGCUCCUCUACGAAUUCUGCUCCAAGCACAACGUCCCGCACAAACGCACGGGGAAAUGGAUCGUCGCGCAAAACGACAUCCAGCGCUCUGAGCUGGAGAAACUGCACCGUCACUGUGCAGAUAUAGGCGUGCCGGUGCGGUGGAUGUCUGAGCGGGAGGUUCAGAACGACGGGGAGGGUGUGCGUGCGGAAACUGGCGCGCUGGAAUCGCCUACCACGGGGAUCGUCGAUGUUCACGGGCUGAUGGUCUCGCUGGCGGGAUUGUUUGAAGAGAAUGGGGGAGUGGUGGCGCUGAAUUCUGACGUGAGGAGGAUUACUGCGCUGGGAGAGUCCGGCAGUCAGGGGUGGGAGAUUGACGUGCGGGAUUCGGGGACGGGCGAAACAUCAAGUAUUACGAGUGAGACGAUCAUCAACGCCGCUGGGCUGGGGUGUGUGGAUGUGCAUAAUAUGAUUGUGCCGGCGGCGUUGCAGAAGAAAUUGUACUACGCAAAGGGGAAUUACUUCUCGUACUCGUCUUCGCAGCCCCGGAUCUCGAGGCUGAUAUAUCCUGCUCCGAAUCCGGGGGCCGGUGGAUUGGGCACGCAUCUGACUCUCGAUAUGGGCGGGAGGAUACGCUUCGGGCCGGAUAUAGAAUGGGUAGACACGCCGGAUAACUUGGCUGUUAGCAGGGAGCGGUUGGAGGAGGCGGUGGACGAGAUUCAGCGGUACUUGCCGGGCGUUGAUGCCUCGUGCUUGGAGCCGGACUAUGCGGGGAUUAGGCCAAAGUUGAGCUAUAAGGGGGCUGGGCAGGUGGGUAAGAACUUUAAUGAUUUUGUGGUCAGGAUGGAGGACGGGUAUGAAGGAUGGGUGAAUUGCUUGGGCAUCGAGAGUCCUGGGCUGACGAGCAGUUUGGCGAUUGGGGAGAGGGUUGGGGAGUUGCUGUAUGGGAAGAAGUGA